Molecule: messenger RNA, 1396 nt
Organism: Drosophila gunungcola (fruit fly)
Lineage: Eukaryota; Metazoa; Arthropoda; Insecta; Diptera; Drosophilidae
Product: glyceraldehyde-3-phosphate dehydrogenase
Exons: 1
Coding region: 97-1182 (361 amino acids)
Biological process (GO): glucose metabolic process
Molecular function (GO): NAD binding; oxidoreductase activity, acting on the aldehyde or oxo group of donors, NAD or NADP as acceptor; NADP binding
Source: RefSeq, a predicted model, not a curated record
GUCUACUUUUACAACCAGCUAGGUUGGUUUGUUUGUCAGGUGGUAACAUAUAACAAAAUUCUUCCAAAUUUCUGGUAGGGGUUUUAAGCAAACACAAUGUCUGCAAUUGGAAUCAAUGGGUUUGGGCGCAUCGGACGCAUGUUUGCCCGCCAGGCAUUGGUGCGCAAGGAUGUCCAGAUCCUGGCCAUCAACGAUCCCUCGCUGGAUCCCAAGUACCUGGCCUACAUGCUGCGCCACGACUCCACCCAUGGGAUUUUCGAACACAAGAUCUCGCUGGAGGGCAAUACAUUGACAGUUUGUGGCAAAAAGAUCCAGCUGCUGAUGGAGGCGGAUUUGAAGAAGGUAAAGUGGUGCGAUCUGGGCGUGCACACUGUGGUAGAGUGCUCCGGCCGCUUUACCACCCUAAAAGCUUGCCAAGCUCACCUGGAUAGUGGAGCCAAGAAGGUGGUCAUAUCAGCGCCAUCCUCUGAUGCUCCGAUGUUCGUGUGCGGAGUGAACCUGGAUAAAUACAAGCCCGACAUGAAGAUCAUUUCGAAUGCCUCCUGCACCACCAACUGCCUGGCUCCACUGGCCAAGGUGGUGCAUGAUAACUUUGGGAUUUGCGAGGGCCUGAUGACCACCGUACAUGCGGCCACCGCCACCCAGAAGAUCAUCGAUGGUCCCAGCAGCAAACUCUGGCGCGAUGGACGCAGUGGGAUGAGCAACAUCAUUCCGGCUGCCACGGGAGCCGCCAAGGCGGUGGGCAAGGUGAUCCCAGAGCUGAAUGGAAAGCUCACAGGUAUGGCUUUUCGCGUCCCAGUGCCCAAUGUCUCGGUGGUGGACUUGACAUGCCGCCUCAGCCAGCCUGGCAAAAUGGAUGACAUCAAGAAGUGCAUAAGGGAGGCGGCCGAGGGCGAUUUAAGGGGCAUCCUGGGCUAUGUGGAGGAGGAGGUGGUCUCCACCGACUUCAAUGGCUCGCGCUUUGCCUCCGUCUUCGAUGCCAAGGCCUGUAUUGCCUUGAACGACAAUUUUGUGAAGCUGAUCAGUUGGUACGACAACGAGACAGGCUACUCCUGCCGACUCCUGGACCUCGUCCUCUACUCCCAACUGGCCGACCAGUGUGCCGAGAAGGACAAGGCCAACUCAUGCGAGAAAAAAGAAGAUCCCUGCAAGAAAAAGGACGAUCCUUGCAAGAAAAAGUAAAAGAAAUUCGAAAUUUUAAAAGAAGCUAAGUCGAAAUGAAGUUUAUUAUUUAGCUGCCAGAUGACCAUUUUAAUCAUUUAAAGUUAAUUAUUUUUAUUUAUUUUAUAAAACGAUCCCUACAAGAGGACAAUCUUAAUAAAUUCCUUAAAAAUGAUUUAAAUUUAUAAAUUGCCAGAUUUAGACAAGCGAAUAAACUUGACUUAUCGUGUUUUAA